AUGACCAGAAUGGUACCUCUGGGCCUAGUAACAUUGUGUUUGAACAUCGUAGCGCCUGUAGCAGGCGCUUCGUACGAUAUCGUCAAAGACUUCGCCGGUAGUUCGUUCUUUGAUGAUUGGGAUUUCUUUGGGAGCUUUGACAACCUCACGAAUGGCGACGUAAACUUCGUCUCGGCUUCCCAGGCGCAGUCAUCUCGACUAGCCUUUGUGGACUCGUCCACCAACCAUGCGAUCGUCAAGGUCGACAACACCUCAAUGGUUCCAUUCAACGAAAAGCGGAACACGGUCCGCAUAUCCACGAAGGACAGAUACGCCGUUGGGAGCGUCUGGGUCGCGGACAUGGUUCAUGUGCCUUUCGGCUGUUCUGUAUGGCCUGCGUGGUGGUCACAGUCGCCCAAUUGGCCAACAGGCGGCGAGAUCGACACUUUUGAGGCCGUCAAUUUGGCCCCUCGAAGUCAGAUGGGGUUGCACACUCUUCAGGGAUGUACCCAGCAAAACCCCACACAAUCGUCGACCCUCAUAAACUCGACCGAUUGCAACCAUGAUGUCAAUAACAAUCAAGGGUGCAUCGUCACGACUCCCAGCACGGCUUCAUAUGGUCAGGCAUUCAGUGCUGCGGGCGGAGGCGUGUGGGUCACUGAGUACGCCGAGACGGGCAUCUCUGUAUGGUUUUUCGAAAGAAGCAGCGUGCCGUCAUCUAUUUCGGGGACUAUGAGCUCGAUAGAUACGUCGACCCUGGGCACGCCUGUGGCAAAUUGGCCCAGCGGAGGUUGUAACAUGGAUCAGUUCUUCGAGGCGCAACAUCUCAUUCUCGACAUCACGCUCUGCGGUGAUUUCGCUGGCGCUCCCGCAGUUUUCUCUCAGACCUGUUCAGGCGUGUGCUACAAUGACUAUGUCAUAGGCUCGCCAAGCAACUACGACAACGCGUACUUCGAUAUUAACUUCAUCAAGAUCUUCGGCACAGGCGGAAAUACUGUCAUCUCCUCACAAAAUAACGCCGCUCCAGCACUCUCGAUUAGACCUCUGGCUGUUGCAUCCUUCGCUACUUUUGUGUAUGCUAUUGGCACCGUAUUGUAG
Molecule: messenger RNA, 1077 nt
Organism: Pleurotus ostreatus (oyster mushroom)
Lineage: Eukaryota; Fungi; Basidiomycota; Agaricomycetes; Agaricales; Pleurotaceae
Exons: 7
Coding region: 1-1077 (358 amino acids)
Biological process (GO): glucan catabolic process
Molecular function (GO): hydrolase activity, hydrolyzing O-glycosyl compounds
Source: RefSeq, a predicted model, not a curated record